Molecule: messenger RNA, 2063 nt
Organism: Sinocyclocheilus anshuiensis
Lineage: Eukaryota; Metazoa; Chordata; Actinopteri; Cypriniformes; Cyprinidae
Product: coiled-coil domain-containing protein 63-like
Exons: 15
Coding region: 201-1859 (552 amino acids)
Biological process (GO): outer dynein arm assembly; cilium movement
Cellular component (GO): axoneme
Source: RefSeq, a predicted model, not a curated record
UGUAUUGUGAAAAGCGCUAUACAAAUAAACUCGAAUUGAACUGAAUUUUGCUUCCACAGGUCUCGUGUUUGUAAGAUGCAGCACCCCCUGUUGACCGCUAUUUUUCUUAGAUACUGUUGCUAACAACAGUCAACCUUCUCAACCGGAGGCAGACGACUAAACUCACCUGAAGAGUUAUAAAGCCCAGUGUUGCAUUCAUUAUGUCUGGCGGGGGGUCUCCGACCAAAGUUGGCUUUGACAGCAGUGUCGGUGAAAGUGAUGAGACAGAUCUACAAAAAGUACACCGACUGCGGCUGGAGUUACGCCGACUGGAAAGAAAUCGCGAGCUCUACUUGCAGGAAGAGGAAGCGUCACGCAAACAGCGGCAAGAGAUUGCUGAGCUGCGUGCAGAACAAGAGAGGUUGCUGCGUGCGCACAGAGAGAGUGAAAGUCCGGCUGUUAAGGCUGUCAGUGCUCUGCUGAAGCAACGAGACAAGCUGGAUGAAGAAACUGAGAAAGAGAAACAGACCCAAGCAGAGCUGCAAAAAGAAAUCACGAUUAUGGAGAAAAAACUGGUGGAAAUGAGAAGAGGACAGGCUUCCCAUAGUCACAAGUCUCAUCCCCGCGACAUUCAGAAGGCCAUACGCACCACACAGAGCAAACUGGAUCGGUCUCGUGCUCACUUUAAUGAACAGAUGAAGAUAAACAGCCAGCUCAGAAAAGAUAUUGAGCUAUUACACAUGCAGCGUACCCGAUUUCAGCAGCUGUAUCGCAAAUUGGAGAAGGUACUACAAGACAUUCGUAAGGAUAUUGCUGAAGUUGUCGACAAAUCAGCCACAGCUUAUGAUGCGAAAGUGGAUGCUCAGACCAAAGCAUCCAUGAUAAAGGAGAAGGCGGUGAAGGAUCUUGCACAGUACUCAGCUGAGAUGCAGGAGCUGGAGAGAGUCAUCGCUCAUGAGCACCGACUCAAAGAGUUCAUGAGCACCAAGAAUAAUCAGAGAGCCUCCAUGGAUAACGGGAAAAGAACCAGACGCAGACAGGAGAUGAAGGAGCAGAGGAAGGCAGACGGUGGAGAGGAGACACCUGACUCUCUGAAGAAGGCUUUCCAGCAGAUUCAGGAACUGACUGGAGAAGAUAAUUUGGGGAAGCUGGUUACAAAAUUCAUUCAGGGUGAAGAAAGGAACUUUGCUCUGUUUAACUACGUGAAUGAACAGAAUGCAGAAGCUGAGAGACUGAGAGAGGAAAUCCAUCAGAUUAGAACAGAUACGGAGCAGUUGAACAUAAAAAGUCGUCAGCAGGAACAGGAAAGUCAGGUGGCUUUAAAACAGCUGAAGAAUCAACUGCAAGAGUGUAAGGCACAGACUCAACAGUAUGAAGUCCAGGCUGAUCACAUCAGCAGGAUUCUUGAUCAGGUCAAAACAGGGUUAGACAGUAUAUUCAAAAAGAUUGACUGCAACCUAGGGCAGAUGGGAGGCAUGCUGGGCUCUUCCUCUGGGAUCACAGACAGUAAUCUGAUGACGUACCUCGGCAUGGUGGAGCAGAAGGCCAGUGAACUGCUCACCAUUCAAGCCUUCAUUAAAUCUAAGGACCCGGAGAACAGUUCUGACCUGGAAGCGGUUGCUCCAUUCCUGCUGGGUCAGAAACCAGACGUUCAGACACACAAAGCGAUCGCUCAGCCACCCAUUACCAAGCAUGACUAUGAGGCAGAGGACUCUUCUCUGAUAGAUGAGGCGGAUCGACCUUUGACCCGCGAAGAACUCCGUCAGCACAUUAUGAGGAAGAGUGACCAGCAUAAAGACGAGUCUCCGCGUACAGCAGGGAGCAAAGAAUUGAAAACCCCUAAGAGCAGCACCAUAUCCAGCACCUCGCUGGAGGCUUAAGACGCAAUCUGGUCUUCUGGUUAUUAUUUUAUUCUGUGCUCAGUCUCUACUAUAUAUUGUUUAUAGUAAUGAAUUGAUGGGGGAUAAAAAGGAAUCUUAAUGCUUGAAGGAUUUGUGUCUCUUUGAAAUAAAUAACAUAAAAUAAACUAUAUUCUUAACUCAAUUCAUGUUUCCAUUAAAGACCUCAAAAUUGCAUAUCGCAUA